Hyposmocoma kahamanoa is the source of this 543-nucleotide messenger RNA. Its product is annotated as general odorant-binding protein 19d-like. The coding region runs from base 1 to 465 and encodes 154 amino acids. The transcript has 5 exons. The record is from RefSeq and is a predicted model, not a curated record. Gene Ontology annotation, biological process: sensory perception of smell. Gene Ontology annotation, molecular function: odorant binding. Lineage: Eukaryota; Metazoa; Arthropoda; Insecta; Lepidoptera; Cosmopterigidae.
AUGUACACCUUGAGAGUUUUCUUCGUCGCCUUCCUUGGAAUCCUUGUCAACUCUACUAUUGCCAUAACUGACGAACAAACUGCCGAAAUCCAGUCUAAGUUUGUGGAAGUAAGCAAGGAAUGCCUCAAUGACAACCCCUUAACUGCUGAUGACAUUAUAGCCUUCAAAGACAAGAAAUUCCCUGACGGAGAAAAUGCCGGCUGCUUUGCUGCUUGCGUCUUUAAGAACCUUGGCAUUAUGGAUGAGCAGGGACAACUCUCACACGCUGGUGCUCUAGAAGAAGCCAAGAAAGUGUUCAGCGAUGAAGAAGAAUUGAAGAAUAUUGAAGAUUUCCUCUCCACCUGCUCCAAAGUAAACCUUGACGACGUGACAGACGGCGAAAAAGGUUGCGACCGCGCGAAGUUGGUUUUCAACUGCUUAAUUGAAAACUCUGAAAAGCACGGAUUCAACCUGGACUUCAACUAAAGAAUAUUAAAUUUGACAAUCGCAAAAUAGAGAAAAGGUUAUAAAAAUAUAAAGUUGCUACGUUUAACGGACUAUUCG